Messenger RNA from Drosophila innubila, 1646 nucleotides. It is a transcript of the gene Tango4, whose product is annotated as pleiotropic regulator 1. NCBI's taxonomy places the organism in Eukaryota, Metazoa, Arthropoda, Insecta, Diptera, Drosophilidae. The record is from RefSeq and is a predicted model, not a curated record. Gene Ontology annotation, cellular component: Prp19 complex; precatalytic spliceosome; catalytic step 2 spliceosome. Gene Ontology annotation, molecular function: protein binding. Gene Ontology annotation, biological process: mRNA splicing, via spliceosome. The coding region runs from base 130 to 1569 and encodes 479 amino acids. The transcript has 2 exons.
UGUAGCCCUAGCAAACAGUGUUGUCGCUAACUGUAAACAGCAAAACGCAAAAUCAGAGAGCCGCGUUUAUGUUGGAGUUUUGUUAAAAUAAACAAUUAUACUGGACCUGGCACAAAUACAAAAAGAAAUAUGGAAGAUGUACAAAAGCAUAGCGUGCAUACGCUUAUAUUCCGCUCGCUGAAACGCACACACGAUCUGUUUGUAUCAAAUCAGGGCAACUUGCCGGACAUUGAUGACCGCCUAGAAAGAUUGCGUCGCUCGAUCAAAGCAAGGGACACGUAUGGUCUGGUGCUGGACCGGGCCAACAAAACGAUGGACGCCAAAAGGUUAUCCGCAAUGCAUAGCGGCGAUCCCGAAAGACCGCUGGCAAUUACGGAUGGAAGUACGGGUCUGGCUGCGUCCGGUGCGGACUUGAGCGCAACUGCCGCCGAGGGUGGCACAAUGGUCAGAUUUACGCGCGACAAGGAGAAGGCGCCAUUUAACGGUAGCAACUCAUUGGUGCGUGCUUCGAUGCCCGGCAACAGCAGCGGCGGAGGCGCCAGCAAUGUGCAGUUGAUACCAAAGAAAGCACCAAGCAUACCGAAACCCAAGUGGCAUGCACCAUGGAAGCUAUCGCGUGUCAUCUCCGGACAUUUGGGUUGGGUGCGUUGCAUCGCUGUUGAGCCGGGCAACGAAUGGUUUGCAACCGGAGCGGGAGAUCGUGUCAUCAAAAUUUGGGACUUAGCCAGCGGCAAACUGAAGCUGUCGCUUACUGGUCAUGUGAGUACAGUACGCGGUGUAGCAGUGAGUACUAAGCAUCCGUAUCUGUUCAGUUGCGGCGAGGAUCGCCAGGUGAAGUGCUGGGAUCUGGAGUACAAUAAGGUCAUUCGACAUUAUCAUGGACACCUGUCCGCUGUAUACUCGCUGGCACUGCAUCCAACCAUCGAUGUACUUGCCACCUCCGGUCGUGACUCGACCGCACGCAUCUGGGACAUGCGAACCAAGGCCAAUGUACACACAUUGACGGGUCACACGAACACGGUGGCCAGUGUGGUGGCCCAGGCCACCAAGCCACAGAUUAUCACCGGCUCACAUGAUUCAACGGUGCGUCUCUGGGAUCUAGCUGCCGGCAAGAGUCUGUGCACGCUAACAAAUCACAAAAAGUCGGUGCGUAGCAUUGUCCUGCAUCCAUCACUGUACAUGUUCGCGUCCGCCUCGCCCGACAACAUCAAACAAUGGCGCUGUCCCGAGGGCAACUUUGUGCAAAACAUUUCUGGUCACACGGCCAUUGUCAACUGCAUGGCGGCCAAUACAGAUGGUGUACUGGUUUCUGGCGGCGACAACGGCACCAUGUUCUUCUGGGAUUGGCGUACCGGCUACAAUUUCCAACGCUUCCAGGCACCCGUUCAGCCCGGCUCCAUGGACAGCGAAGCGGGCAUCUUUGCCAUGUGCUUCGAUCAAUCUGGCACACGUCUCAUCACCGCCGAGGCGGAUAAAACCAUUAAGGUGUACAAGGAGGAUGACGAGGCCAGCGAGGAGACACAUCCGGUUAACUGGCGGCCAGAGCUGCUCAAGCGUCGUAAAUUCUAAGAGAAAUCCUAGUUGUAUGCUUAUAGUUUAAUACCAAUCUACAAAUAAAUUGCUACCCCUUUGACUAAUGUAAUCCU